Molecule: messenger RNA, 6180 nt
Organism: Seminavis robusta
Lineage: Eukaryota; Bacillariophyta; Bacillariophyceae; Naviculales; Naviculaceae
Source: the annotation of a GenBank genome assembly
AUGAGUGUCAAUGAUGAUGAUGAUGAGAGCGACGGCCGCCCCAAAAUUGACGAGAUUUUGCCUACAUCAAGCAUUCUGUAUAAAGAAGUGAUUGGCUCUGGAAGACGACAGUACUUUCAUGGGUUGGAUUUGCGCGGCAGCAACCACAAGGGCCGGCAAGUCUAUGUCGGCGAUGUAGUCGUAUUGGAUUGUCCCGAAUCGGACGACUCGAUUCCCAUGCCUCCGGAGCCACCCAACAGGGUGGCACGUCCGUGGUAUCCUUUGGAGAAUCCGUGGAAAGUGGGUCUGAUUCUGGCGCUCUGGAGUUAUCAAGAAAGUGCGGAGAGUGAGGAAAAGUAUGAGAUGAGCAUUGCGUGGUUGCAUCGAUAUUAUCAUGUGACAAAGCACAAGGAGGCGCUUCGGAAUCAAGUCAAAGAACUUAUGCACAUCAAUUUGAACAAAUUCUUGUUGAUCGAAUCGGACGACGUACAAAACUGUGUGUCGGCCGAACGAAUCAUUCCGGACAAGUGGGUGUGGCUGGUGGACGCCAAAAAAGAAGAGUGUUUUCAGCAACAAAAAUUGCCAAAGCUUAAAUUGCAGGACGCGCUUAUACGCCACGAGACAGACGACUGGACGCAGCUGCGACUGUUUUGCAAAUACAGAUUUGUCGACAAGCUUCAAGACGCUGUUGAAAAGACCGAGGAAUGGGAGUCUCUCACAGCAUCCAAAAAUGACAAUGAAGUAAUUCCAAAGGUCCUCCUACGAUUUUGGAAGUCUCCAGAGUUCACUCAUCACAGCAAUCCACAGUUCCUAGAACAACAGACCAAAGCCUACCAGGAAGCGGCCAAGGAAAAACUGAAAUACAGACAAACCAUUCAAAAGGAACUGGAAUACGUAGAAGGAGAGGAAGAAGCCGAAAUGGAGGAGGAAGAAGAAAUGCAGGAGGAAGAAGAAGAGCAAGCACCGGCCAAGUCCACGCGCGCUUCCAGGGCCAAGACAAAUGCCAAGGCACAGUCCAAAAAGACGAAAACCACAGCCAAUGCGGCGACUGCCAAAAAGACAAAAAAGACAGAUGCGGCAAAGAACCAAGCAGCAAAGAACCAACCAGCAAAGAAGGAAGCCGCCAAGAAGGCCAACAAGGCAAAGCCCACCCAGGCCAAGAAUGUUUCCAAAGCCAAAAAAGACGUCAAAGCCAAACAAUCUACCACCCGAAAGAACAGUGCAACCGCCACCGCCAAAAAGGCCGCAGCAGCAACGGGCAAGAAACGAACCGCCAAACAAUCCCAGGAUGAAACGACACAAAAGCAAAAAAAGGCACGUUCGGGAGCAGCACUGGAUCCCAGCAUCAUCUCCAUCUCGGAUGAUAGUGGCUCCAAGAGUGCCAAGAGUUCCAAAAGCGCCAAAAGUGCCAAGGUCAAGCCCCUUGGGGGACACAUUUUCAAAAAGGGAUACUCGACCAAGUAUUACUAUCAAGUAGAGGUUCCGUGGGAUCCACAACAGUGGGAUCCUUCGUUGCGACCGAAUGUGCCCUCAGAUGUCUGGACCUUGCGUGUGGGAGACAUUGUCGCGGUUCCAAUCGAUGUUGCCAAGGCUCCGGAUAAAAAGGCCAAGAAUCCGUGGUUUCCCUUUUGCGCUAACUGGUCCGCCGGUAUGGUCAUGGCACUCUUUGAUGCAGAGGGAGAAUGUCACAUGACGGUGCGAUGGUUCCUUCGGUGGUCCGAAUUAUCCGAAUUGGACCCCCCAGUGGCGCGACGAUUGAAAAAGGAAGCCCCCGAGAUUGUCGAGCACUUGCAAACAUCACCACACUGCAAGGUUUUGGAAACGUCUUUGGUCGAUGACAAACCUGUAAAGUGGGCCUGGGGAAAACUCAACAUGGGAACCGUGGCGGUAAGCGACGAAAUGCCGCUGCAGUUGCAAUGCCACUACAAAUACAAUAGAGACUUCGCAAAAGCAACCGGCAAAAAGAAACAACCCGUGGCGGCUUGGAUGAUUCCGGUACAGGAGGAAUGGGACAACUAUUUCUGCACAUUCCAACCGUGGCAACGGGCCGUCACGUCCGAGGAUGAAGAUUUGAGUCACUUGCCCUUUGACAGAUACUCUGCCUUUAUGCUGAAACAAGGCAGGCACAGCCACAAGAACAGACCCGCGCAGUCCGGAAUCUUGUCCGUGUCAGUCGCCAACAACGACACGGAGUCCGACAAGUUUUUGAAUCUGCAGAUGAUGACCUGGAAUCCUUCAAAAUGGAGACUCCCCCUGGCCACGGAGGGGCAUCGAUGGACCGUUGCCAGGGAGUCUAGUGCGACAAACAGCGGCGACACUCCCUUAUUGAAUCCAUUGGGGAAAAGCAAAGUGUUGCUCAAAGUGGACGAUCAGUACACCUUUUGGGACUCUCUGGAGUUGCCAUUGCAAAUCAGUCACUACGAGACUUUGGUAUUUGAUCGAGCUAAUGAGCUCCUCCUGCAGAGUCCCAGGGCACCCCAAUUUCGAGUGAAAGUGGGGGAUGUCGUGUGCAUUGCGCGAGAACAGGAACCACAAAUUGGCUCGCAAAAUGGAAGUGGCAAUUACUACCCAUUUCGAGGGCACUGGAAAGUUGGACAGGUGAUCACUAUCUAUACCAAAGGCAGCACCGCUCGUACUCGCAAUUCCAAGAAGCACAUAAACCAUGAUGUCUUUCUUGAAGUCCGAUGGCUGUCGCGAGUCACCGAAUUGCCGGAAGAAUGGAAAAACAAUUUGCGACACGGCGGGUACAACAGACAACAUUCAAGCCGCAGCGAGAGAGGCGGUGUUACUUUGGAUGUCCUCGAAAGCGACAUGAUAGAAGAGGACAUCCCAGCUUCCAAUGUUCUUUGUCCAGUUGAGCUCCACAGAAAGGGGCAAGGAAACAAAGUUGUCGAGUUGUCGAUGGGACGUCGUCAAACUAACUACGACGCCAAGUCAGUCCCGACGAUCCAAUGCAAUCUUUUGGCUUUGUUCUUCUGGAGUGCCCACGGCUCCGUUGACGCGCUGUACUGUCCCAUGGCUGAUUCUCGAGAGGAGGCAAAAUUUGCGGAAUGCCUCUUAAAUCGGUUUUUCCGCCGUGGUUGCAACGUGUCCCAACUCCUCACACAGAACCAGGGCCUUUUGGAUGAAAACACAUACAAGCUACCUGCCCCAGCCCGACACCAAAACCAGAUCCAGAACAGCAGCGACACCGUUAUGGUCCAAAAUCCCAUUGAGUUUCGCCUUGGGGACUCGGGCGUGGCACCCGCCAAACGAUUCCUCGAAUCAGUGCAGAUUUUGCCUCGAUGGGACCUUUGCCAGUAUCCACUAUGCGACCAGCGAGAUCGUUCCGGGCUUCUGUGGACGCUUACUGUUGGAGACUUUGUGGCGGUACGCGAUGCAGAAGAAAGCCAAGAAGAUUCGUUUCCAUUCACUGUACCAUGGAGCAUUGCUCAGGUUGUAUCGAUAGUCCGGAGCUUGGCUACCAGCGCUGAUGUAUCGCAGAACGAAAACGCCACCACGGGAUAUCACGUGGAACUACUAAAGUUCCGCCUUGAAACGGUGCGCCGACUUUCACCGUCGGACGGAAAGCUGCUGUCCACUGCUGUUGAGACAAGCGAAGUGUACGCCAUUGAGCUGCCCGAACGCCCCUCGGGUGCAGAAUCAUGCAACCUACUCGGCCCUGCUUCCAUAUAUUUCCCAACUAGCAAUCCUCCAAGUCAAAGAGACGCAGUUCUGGGUCUACCGAAGGAAGUAUUUAUGCCAACAGCAGCGUUCUGGUACGGCGAACCUAGCAGUGAUGAAGGAUCUGCGUCAUCCACGAACAGCCUAGUGCAGAUUUUUGAAAGAAGUGUUGGGUUUGCUACUCAGUACGACUCUCCAUCGAGAAGGGAGGAAGCCAUACAAAUCUUUCGUGCACGAUGCAAACGAGAGUUGCAACGACAAAGCAGCAACAGCGUCGCUUUUCUACACCAACAGGCACUUAUGGGUACGCCACUUUCCGGCGUCGACCGCACACAAAGCUCGCAGCCAGACUCAUCCGAUUCACCGGCACAGCUCUCUCCAGAAUCAACACGAUCCGUUCAAUCAAGACAAGAGGCGCGCAUCCAGAUUCCUUUCGAGCCUAUUCAUGUUGACAAAUCUUCAAAGAGAGCCUAUUAUGACAAGAUCAAACUGGAACCGGCAUACGGGAGCUUCGCCAUUCGCGCCGCAGACGAACGCAAGGAUGCGCUUUGGCAACUAAACCUUGGUGACGUGAUUGUUGCACAUUAUGAGGAUAACAAAUACAAAGGCGGCGGAGCAGCCUACUUUGAGCCCGAUCUGAAAACCAAAGUGAAGCUUCGAGAGGAGAAGUCCAACUAUCCUUUUUCCAUGCCGUGGGGAGUGGCUGAGGUUGUUUGUAUUUACAAGGACGAUUUCAAUGAUACCCAGCGAGGGUAUGCUGGUAGCCCAAAGAGUUGCAGCUCCGAUGAAGUUCAUGUUUCCGUUUGGGUAGAAGUUCGGUGGUUCUACCGUAAUAACGAGCUUCCCAGUUUCAAAAACCGCAAAGAAGUUGGAUCUUUGAAAACACUUGAAGAGAUUGUGGAGAGUGACCAUGUUGACGACAUCGCUGCUUCGUCCAUUGUGGCGCCGGUGAAGCUUCAUACGACGUCAGGGCGCAAGACGAAGUCUGAUUUCCAACUAGGUAUGCCCGUCUUGGAGUUCUUCUGCCGCAGCUUCUUCUCAAUCAUAAGAAGAUCGUUAAUUCCUUGCGGUGGUCUGGAAGGCAGAACCACAAGGGGGUUAUCGCACUCGAAGUACAUUCGCGAGGAUGCUGUGCUUCGAGAGUUGCUUGGAGGAGGAAGUAGCCCCAUUAAAGACAAAGCAAACUCUGGCGAUUGGAAAGAGGCGUUUGCUAAGGUUAUCAAGAAGCUUUCCUUGACUGAUGCCUCCAAGGAAUCAAGCGAAUCCGAAAUGAUUGGUAGGGGGAAAGAGCAGGAAGAAAUCAUGUCGUUUCUGAAAGGUGCAAUCUGCGGUGGGAACGAGGAAACUGGCUCGUCGAUGUUUUGUGCAGGGCCUCCAGGCAUGGGCAAAACUGCGUGCAUUCGAGCCGCCAUUGCAAAGCUCCAACGUGAUCAGGCAUCUGGACUUGUUCCAGCAUUUCGAUUCGUUGCUUUGAAUGGCAUGGAGAUGCGCCACCCCUUCGAGGCCUACGUCCGCCUGCUUGAAGCUGUGAAGGGUGGUGUGAGAGUACGAAAUUCGGAGGAAGAAGCUGCGGCUGCGCUGGAAAAGUAUUUCACCUCACCUUCCAGACAAGUUGAUCCGAAGGAAAAUGUUGUCACUGUGGUUCUGCUCGACGAAAUUGACUAUCUUGUGACACAAAAGCAAACAGUAAUGUACAAUUUCUUUGAUUGGCCCCGCAGGUCUGCGGCGCUAUGUGCUUCCGGUCAAAGUGGACGUCGACUUGUAGUCAUUGGGGUGUCCAACACUCUGAACCUGCCGGAACGACUACAACCUAGAGUCCAAUCAAGGAUUGGGAACAAGCGAUGCUACUUCAAAUCAUACGAUGUCAAAGAAAUCAAGUCUAUAUUGAAAGCUAAGAUUCACCAAGCAUCGCCUGACUUUCCAGUAUUUGACGAUGAUGCCAUUACAUUUGCUGCCAAGAAAACUGCAGCAGUCUCGGGAGACGUGAGAAAAGCUUUCCAAUUUUGCCGCUCUGCCGCGGAGAGAGUGUUGAACGAGCUCAUACACAGCAAUCAAUCCAACGGCCAACAAAGCCGAAAGAUGCUGGUAAAGAUUCCGGACGUGCAAAAAGUCAGUAAGGAUGCUUCUGAUUCGGGGCUUGCCAAAUCUGUUGCGCAGUCAACUCCAUUCGAAGCACUCUUAGUGGUUUCUCUGGCAUCGCUGAGCAGAACCACUGGUCGAGAGAACAAAGGAUUUGAUAUUGAAGAGAUCCUAACAAAGAUGGAUGCUAUGGCGGGUGCUAUGGGGGAUGACGAGUACAGCCCCCCACCUCGUUUGGAAGAGACUCUGUUGCUGUUGAACAGGCUAGCUGAGGCUCAAAUCGUCGUCCUUCAGACACCCACGAAUGCAAGCUUGAGCUAUCGAUCUUCAUUGGUCGGCAUGGGUGGUGCUUGGCCUAUCGUGACAUCACAGAUAGAUGAAAGCAGCGUUUACGGGGCACUGCGACAAUCCAGGCACAAAGAUUUGGCCGAAAAGUAUUUGGGCAGAGUAGGAUUCUAG